Symbiodinium necroappetens is the source of this 4098-nucleotide messenger RNA. Lineage: Eukaryota; Dinophyceae; Suessiales; Symbiodiniaceae. The record is from the annotation of a GenBank genome assembly.
AUGCGCUGGCGGUUACCCGGAUCAGCACAGCUCAGCCAGAGUGCGUUAUCACUGUUUUCAGACCCCGCAAACACGCCAUUACACUUCCCCGACUGGGAAACGCUGGCCUAUGAUGCGUUCUCGCCUCAUCAGGACAUCACCUCCGAGCGGCUUGCUACGUUACGUGAUCUGCCGAAUGUCAGCACCGGGGUGCUCACAGUGCCUGUAACCACCCUGUUACAACGAAUCUCGCCACCCAGCUAUAUUGCCGGCUCAGGUUUCGACUUUCAGCCCGGGCAAAGGUUAGACAUUGCAACCCAGCGACGUGCGCUGGACUCUGCCGGAUAUCAGAAUGUAGAUACCGUAAGCGAACGGGGCCAGUAUGCUGUGCGUGGAUCUGUACUGGACAUCUAUCCGAUGGGCAGCGAACUGCCGGUACGUCUGGAUCUGUUUGAUGACGAAAUAGAUACGCUGCGCACCUUCGACCCGGAUACCCAGCGAACCAUAAAUAAAAUUGACCGAUUAGACCUGCUGCCUGCAAAGGAAUUUCCCUUUAAUGAUGCGGCGAUAGCGCGCUUUCGCGACCAGUGGCACAACACGUUUAACGUUGAUGUCCGUAGAUGUAGUGUUUAUCAGGAUGUGUCCAGCGGCAUCGUGCCCAACGGGGUUGAAUACUAUCUGCCGUUUUUCUUUGAGCACUUAGGCACUCUGUUUGACUACCUUCCGGAUAAUGUGUUGCUGGUUGUGGAGGAAGGUGUCGUCGAGGCGGCACAGCAUCAGAUUGAGGACACCGAGCUUCGUUACGAAUCGCUGCGGCAUGAUAUAGAGCGCCCUAUUCUGCCGCCGCGGGAACUUUUCAUGGCGAUGGAUGAGUUGCACGGUCAUCUGAACACUUUGCCGCGCAUUAACCUCAGCACAUCACCUGGUAAACACGGCCAGUUUUUCACCAGCCAGAAAUUGCCGGAGCUGACGUUCAAUCCCCGGACGAAAGAUCCUGCCGAGAAAUUGAAGCGUUUUGUAGAGCACGUACAGCAGCCGAUUCUGUUUGUUGCGGAGUCUGCCGGCCGUCGCGAAGUAUUUGAUGAAUUGCUGCGCAAAGCCGGCAUUCGGACCCAGGUGGUCAGCGACUUUGCCAGUUACCAGCAGGCAAGUGAGCACUGUAUCAGCGUGGCAGAGCUGGAUGAGGGCCUGUACGUCGAUGGCGCAGUCAUUAUCACCGAAGCAGAUGUGCUGGGCUCCCGACAAACAGAUCCGCGCAGGGACGCCGGUGCAAAGGUUAUUGAUCCGGACCUGUUGGUCAGAAAUCUUACCGAGCUGACCAUUGGCGCGCCGGUUGUGCACAUUGAGCACGGUGUCGGCAGAUACGUCGGGCUGCAGAUACUGACCAUCGACCAGGAUCCACACGAAUUUCUUACCCUGAUUUAUGCAGACGAUGCGAAACUUUACGUACCCGUUACCUCUCUGCAUCUGAUCAGUCGCUAUUCCGGCAGUGACGAAGGGCAUGCCCCACUCCAUCGGCUGGGUUCCGACCAGUGGGAAAAGGCGAAACGUAAAGCCGCCGAAAAAGUUGUCGAUGUCGCUGCGGAACUGCUCGACAUAUACGCACGCCGCGAGCUGCGAACUUCUUUUCAAUUUGAGCUGAAUCAAGCUGAGUACGACAGGUUUGCCAACGAAUUUCCUUUCGAAGUAACCCUCGACCAGCAACGCGCGAUCGAAGACACACUGACAGAUAUGACCACCCUGCGGGCGAUGGAUCGCCUGAUCUGCGGUGAUGUUGGCUUCGGUAAAACUGAAGUGGCCAUGCGGGCCGCUUUUGUUGCUGUGCAAAAUGGUAAACAGGUUGCUGUGCUGGUACCCACUACCCUGCUUGCCCAGCAGCAUGAAGACAGUUUUCGCGAUCGGUUUGCCGGCUGGCCUGUCACUGUGGAAGGCGUCAGCCGACUGCGAUCUACUGCCGAGAUCGGUGAAAUCACGCAAAGGCUGCGCAGCGGCAAGCUCGACAUUCUGAUCGGCACGCACAAGCUGCUGUCAGAUGACUUCCAGUUUAAAAACCUCGGUCUUAUUGUAAUAGACGAAGAACAUCGCUUCGGAGUCCGUCAGAAAGAACGUCUCAAAGCCAUGCGUGCGGAAGUUGAUAUUCUCACACUGACGGCGACGCCUAUACCACGAACGCUGAAUAUGUCCCUGUCAGGUAUACGGGAUUUGUCGAUUAUCGCGACCCCGCCGGCUAAACGUCUGUCGAUAAAAACGUUUGUUCAACAGAAACACAAACACCAGAUCAAAGAAGCCAUCAGCCGUGAGCUCGCUCGGGGCGGCCAGGUUUUUCUGCUGCACAACGAAGUGCGCAAUAUCGAAGCCGCUGCAGAGGAAAUUGCUGAACUGGUGCCUGAAGCGCGUAUCGGCAUAGGCCACGGACAGAUGCCGAAAAGAGACCUGGAGCAGGUCAUGUCAGAUUUCUACCAUCGCCGCCUGAAUGUGCUGGUUUGCACAACAAUUAUUGAAACGGGUCUGGACGUGCCCAAUGCCAAUACCAUCAUUAUUGAACGUGCUGACAAAUUUGGAUUGGCACAGCUGCACCAGCUUCGGGGACGGGUUGGUCGCAGUCACCGCCAGGCGUAUGCCUAUUUGUUAACCCCGCACCCCAAAUCUAUGACCGCUGAUGCUAAAAAACGCCUUGAUGCCAUCGAAGCUUCGGGUGAAUUAGGUAUCGGUUUCACGCUGGCCACACAUGACAUGGAAAUCCGCGGCGCUGGCGAGCUUCUGGGUGAUGACCAGUCCGGCCAGAUUGAGUCCAUCGGCUUUUCGCUAUACAUGGAACUGCUGGAACGCGCGGUGUCUGCCAUGCGUGCCGGUCAGUCGCCUAAUGUGGACAGCCCGCUUGAGCCUGUGAGUCAGGAAGUGAACCUGCAUGCGGCGACCCUGAUUCCAGAAGAUUAUCUGCCGGAUGUACACACGCGCCUGAUUCUCUAUAAACGCAUCAGCGCGGCUAAAACACAGCGUCAGCUUGAUGAUCUGCAGGUUGAAAUUAUCGACAGGUUUGGCCUUUUGCCAUUGCCAUUGAAACGCCUGUUUGCCGUAACAGGUUUGAAAAUAGCCAGUCAGGCGCUGGGUUUAGCGAAACUUGAUAUCGGCCCGGAACGCGGCAAACUGGAAUUCAAUCAGGCGACGAAGGUUGACCCCAUCAAGAUUGUCAAUCUGGUACAACAACAGCCGAACAGUUACAAAAUGGAAGGCGCUGCAGUCCUGCGUGUAAUUCAGGACCUGCCUGAGUUUGAUCAACGCGGCCGCAUGAACAUGAAACAAAUGACAGCUGUCCUCACCGUUGCGCUGCUGAGUGCUGCCGUGCAUGCCGCAGAUAUUGAAGACCAGAUGCAGGCGCGCUGGUUCGAAAUCGAAAUCCUGGUGUUUGAACGCCUUGACGUUCUGGAUGUCAAUGUUGACGAAAAGCUAACUCUGCGCCAACCACGCAGCUGGCCAGGCAACCUGCUUGAGGUGAUAGAUCCAGCUGCAUUGACCCAGGCCCCCAGCCUGAGCCUGUCUGAACUCCUGGCACCCAGCCCAUUCUGCCUGGGGUAUCCGCAGUUGCGCGAGGAGGAUCCUGAACAUCCGCUGUUUACCAAAAACAACAGUUUUGGGGAUGACCGCUCGGGAGUUGUCGUCGAAGAAAGUGAAACGCUCGAUGCGCAGAUGCCAGGUGAUCUGUCGCAACAACAACCUGAAACUGAGCUGGCUGAUGUGCCGGUCAAUGCACCAGCACUAGCGCCGACUGCCCGCGACCGAUUGAUCACAGAAAUAGAAGCGAUUGAACAGAGCCUGUUUGCCAGCAGCUACACAUGGCUGCCAACCACAGCCUUUGGUGAGGACAUAAAGGCAAUCAACCGCCAGCGCACGCUUCGUCCGCUGAUACACAAACGCUGGCGCCAGCCGGUGCCCGCCCGGGACGUGCCACAACCUAUCUACAUAAACCUGCCCAUAGAUCAGCGCAGCCCUGCAACCGUCACAGGGUAUCCGCGCAUUGAGGGCUUUAUAGACGUUACGGUCAGUCGCUAUCUGCACUUUGCCACAACUCUCUGGUACCACGCCGACACUCUAGGAAAGUCGACGCCUGCGCAGUGGUGA